AUGUCGGCAUCCGCAAAGAGAAGACUCGCAGCACUUUCUCAGCAGCUUGUGAAACCCAUUGAAGAUCAGGGUAACUUUGAAAAUAUCCCAAUUCUCAAGAAAAUUGCACCAGAUUCAACCGGCCCGAGAGUCAAAGGAAAAGUGGUCAUUGUAACAGGGACCAAUAGUCCUCUGGGAAUUGGACGAGCAUCAGCACAUCAGUUUGCGCAGAAUGGCGCAAGAGCUGUAUACAUAUGCGAUUACAAUGAUACGAAUCUCGAAACCCAUAAACGUGAACUUGCAUCAUUAUACCCUGGUGUCGCAGUACACACGCGGAAGUUUGACGCAGCGGAUGAACAAUCUGUGAAGGAGGUUAUUGAUCAUGCGGUGAAGACGUAUGGAAGAUUAGAUAUCUUCUUUGCAAAUGCGGGAAUUGUAGGCACAAAUAAAGUAUUUACGGAUAUUUCUUCAGAUGAGUUUCUAUCUACUCUACGAACAAAUGUUGUCAGUGUGGCAAUGGCAGCCAAAUACUCGGCACCAGCUAUGAUGUUAACAUCACCGGAUAAGCAAUAUCCAUCUGGUAGUAUAAUAGCCACCGCUUCAGUUGCUGGUCUACGUUCCAAUGCAGGGCCCAGCGAUUAUUCUGCCUCCAAAUCUAGCGUCAUUUCCCUCGCCCAAACGAUAUCCUAUCAACUAGCAGGCACUGGAAUUCGCGUCAAUGCUAUCUGUCCUGGCGUCAUCGAAACAGGUAUGACAGCACCGAUGUAUGAAGCUGCACGCGCCAGGGGAUCGGAAAAGAAGAUUGGCCAAUUAAAUCCGCUAGGAAGAGGUGCACAUGCCGAUGAGGUAGCUAGGGUGGCAUUGUUUUUAGGAAGUGAGGAGAGUAGUUAUGUGAAUGGUCAGGCUUGGGCUGUGGAUGGAGGACUUAGUGCUGGUCACCCCUUCGUUCCGGGAAAAUUGGGUUGA
This is a messenger RNA of Botrytis porri, 945 nucleotides long. RefSeq lists its product as uncharacterized. NCBI's taxonomy places the organism in Eukaryota, Fungi, Ascomycota, Leotiomycetes, Helotiales, Sclerotiniaceae. The record is from RefSeq and is a predicted model, not a curated record. The transcript is spliced from 3 exons. The coding region runs from base 1 to 945 and encodes 314 amino acids.